AUGGCUGACGAAGCUGAGCUUUUGGAUUACGAAGAUGAAGAGCAAGAAACAGUUCAAGAGGCUAGACCUAAUGGAGAAGCUACAGCAAAGAAAGGUGUCAAAGGGGCAUACGUCACCAUACACAGUUCGGGAUUCCGUGAUUUCAUUCUCAAGCCGGAAUUAUUAAGAGCCAUCGUUGAUUGUGGCUUCGAACAUCCAUCUGAAGUUCAACAUGAAUGUAUACCUCAAGCCAUUUUAAGUAUGGAUGUACUGUGCCAAGCAAAGUCUGGGAUGGGCAAGACUGCCGUAUUCGUCAUAGCUACACUACAACAGCUCGAUCCCGAAGGAGAAGCCAAUACAACUGUUCUAGUCCUCUGUCACACAAGAGAACUUGCCUUCCAAAUAAGUAAAGAAUACGAACGAUUCUCUAAAUACAUGCCAAAGAUAAAGGUGGGUGUGUUCUUUGGUGGGAUGCCAAUACGUAAGGAUAUUGAAACACUAACAAAAUCUCCCGUUCACAUCGUUGUGGGGACUCCUGGUCGUAUUCUGGACCUAGUGAGGAGUAAAACAUUAAAGCUACAACAUGUCAAACACUUCAUCAUUGAUGAAUGUGAUAAAAUGCUGGAUACGCUCGAUAUGCGGCGUGAUGUUCAAGAAAUAUUCCGCAUGACUCCACAUCAAAAACAAGUCAUGAUGUUUAGCGCAACCAUGAGCAAAGAAAUACGCCCUGUUUGCAGAAACUUCAUGCAAGACCCGUUGGAAAUAUUUAUCGAGAAUGACUCGAAGUUGACUUUGCAUGGUCUACGGCAGCAUUAUGUUAAAGUCAAGGAAAAUGAGAAAAACAGAAAGCUUUUUGAGCUUCUUGAUGAACUGCAGUUCAACCAGGUUAUAAUCUUCGUCAAAUCCGUUCAACGAUGUAUGGCUUUGGCUCAGUUACUGGUCGACCAGAACUUCCCCGCGAUUGCAAUGCACCGUAAUAUGGCUCAGGAAGAACGUUUGGAACGUUAUCAAGCAUUUAAGAACUUUCAGAAACGUUUACUAGUGGCUACCAAUCUCUUCGGUCGAGGUAUGGACAUUGAACGUGUCAAUAUCGUCUUCAACUAUGAUAUGCCAGAAGAUUCCGACACCUACCUUCACAGAGUUGCUCGAGCUGGUCGUUUCGGAACUAAAGGAUUAGCCAUAACCUUCAUAUCAGAUGAAGUCGACGCGAAGGUACUCAAUGAAGUACAAAAUCGUUUUGAAGUUAAUAUCAGCGAGCUUCCUGACGUUAUGGAAAUAUCCAGCUACAUGGAAGACCGAUAA
This is a messenger RNA of Schistosoma guineensis, 1281 nucleotides long. Lineage: Eukaryota; Metazoa; Platyhelminthes; Trematoda; Strigeidida; Schistosomatidae. The record is from the annotation of a GenBank genome assembly.